Messenger RNA from Paramecium pentaurelia, 2652 nucleotides. Lineage: Eukaryota; Ciliophora; Oligohymenophorea; Peniculida; Parameciidae. The record is from the annotation of a GenBank genome assembly.
AUGUUAGAUUAAAGUGAGGCUUAUAAGAUUGAAGAUAAACUAUUACUAACUAAAUAACUCAAUACUAAUGGAAAGUAAGAGAACUUUGUAAAAUUCAUAGUGCUUUUUAAUCAAUGAGAGCCAAGUUUUAUGGAUUUAGAAUGAAGAACAAAGCUAUUCAAAACAAGAAAAGAUACUAAUAACUAGCUCCAAUACAUUAUCACAUCAUAAAAGAUGUUUCUCGAAAAGAAUGUUAUUAGUAAAAUAUAUAUUGAUUAUUUUGAAAAGUGUCAUAGAAAACUGGAUAAGUAUGGGGAAAAGUAAACAAAUCUAAAUUUGCCAGAUUGAAAAGAAAAUUGACCAGAAAAUGGAGAGAAAUAAAGAAGUCAAAAAUUGCAUAGAAAAUAACUAAAUCAAUAAAGCUUAUUCCAAUAAUCAAUCCAAACAAUGAAUUCAAAUUAAUAUGGGAUAUAUUUCUAGCUUUUAUUAGGUUUUACCUUUUGUUUGCUAUUCCUUAUGAAACAGCAUUCAAUAACAAACUACUUUACAAUUAACUUUUAUGGACAUUGCAAGUAUCCACUGCUUUAUUAAUCUUUGAUAUUUUACUUAACUUCAUAACAUCUUUUUAUGAGAAAGGAUAUUUAAUAACGAACCAUUAUAAAGUAGCUCGAAAUUAUAUAAGGAAUGGUUUUAUUUAUGAUAUUUUUUGUGUUAUUACAUUAGUUUUAGUUCUUGCUUAAGAAAUUGGUGAACAAAAUAGUUAUAUUGAUUAUAAACACUAGUCACUAAGAGAGUAUAACUAUGUUAGAAGUGUGAUCAGUAUCUUAGGAAUUAUUAUCUAAUUAUAAAAUAUAAUUCGAGUCUUUUAAAGAUUAUAAAACAGCUAAGAUUAUUCAGAAUCUACUUCAUUACUAAUAGAUCUAGUAAAAUAUUAAAUUAUUAUAGAUUAAAUUAGUGAUGUUUCUAUUCUUACUGGAACAUUUAUUUAGUUGUAUUUGGUAUUUUGUUGGAAUUUAAGAUAUUGCUGAAGAUUCAUGGAUAAAAGCAAAUGGAUUAUCAGAUGCCACCUAUACUGAUCAAUAUAUUGCAGCCUUUUAUUUUUCGUCUGUUACAAUGUUUACUGUAGGGUAUGGAGAUGUUGUUCCAAAAAGUAAUCUACUUCAAAUAUCUUAUUAGAUGUAUAUGAAAGAUUAGUGACAAUAGGAUUUAUGGUUUGUUCAACUUUACAAUUAUCAUAUACAGUAUCAGCUAUUUGGAAUGUAUAUUCUAAAUUGAAUGAGAAAAGUGAGGAUCAUAUUCGUAAAAUGAGAGCUAUUAAUACUUAUAUGAAGAGUGUGAAUAUUUCUAAUUAACUCAAAUAUGAAAUAAGAGAAUAUUUAACAUUUUAUUGGAAAGAAUAAAAACUAGAAGAAAAUUUAGAAGUAAAGGAUAUAAUAGGUUAAUUAUCUUAAGACCUUUAAGAAAAUCUAAUCUUUGAAGCUAAUUCAAUUAUAGUCAAAGGUUGUAAAUUAUUUAAUGAUUAUUUUUCUCAUGAAUUUAAAGCUGAAUGUUUGAAACAUGUUUAAUCAAUGACACUUACACCUUGUAAAACAGUUCCUUUUGAUUAACCUUGUUUAUUCUUCAUAGAAAGAGGAUCUAUUGGAACAUAUUUUAGAAAUAAUAGAUUGAGAUUAGCCACACUCUAAGCAGGGGAUAAUUUUGGAUUAAGAGAAUUUAUGCUUGAUGAUAUUCCAUCCUUAAGAUACACAUCUGUUGCUUUUAGUAAAUUAGUAUUCAUUACAAAAAAAGACUUUAUGAAAGUUCUUUCAUAAUAUUCAGAAGAUCAUGAAUAAUAUUGUCAAUUGAAAGAGUAACUUAUAUUUGAUAAAUCAUAUUUUGGUAUGGAUUGUUACUCAUGUAAAAGUCUUUAACAUACUAUUCAAUAAUGCCCUUUACUUACAUUCAAUCCAGACAAAGAUUCAGUAAUUAAAAAACAUUAAUAUCCUUUAUUAUAAAAUAGAUCAUCUUAUAAAAGAAAAUUUGAAAGAAAAAGAAGAGCCAUUUUUAAAGAACUUAAAUAAAAUGAUAAUUUGGAUAAGAUUUAAUUAACUAUUCCAACAAUAGAAUCAUCAGAUUCUUCUGAAUUUGAAUUGAAAGAAUCAUGGAAAGCUUCUCAUUAAAAUUACUUUUAAUAAAUGUAAAGUGUAACAAGAAGAUAGUUUUCUAAUAGAUAAGCCUUAAAUAUAAAAUAAAUAAGAUAAAAAUUACAUCCUCCAAACUAGAUUAAUUAAGUUUUAGAAUUACAUACUCUUAGAGAAUUUGAUGAUGAUGGAUUAAGAGAAAGUGAUAAAGUACUGUUAGAAGACUUAAAAUUAAAAUUGAAUUAAAGGGCUAAUUUAGAAAUAGAUUGCAUUAAAAAUUUCAAGUAUUAUUAUCCACAAUUUAAUUCUGCUUGGUUAUUUAAAACAACAAAAAUUAACUUAAAAUUCUUUGAAUAGUGGAAGUAAUUAAGUCUUUUCCUAACGUUUCCUUACGAAUUUAUAAAGUAAUAAUUAAAAAUAAUAAUAUUUAAGGAAAUAUCGUCAGUAUAUCCUAAGAGAUAAUCAACUUGUAAGUCCAUAGAAAGAGGCAGAACAUCAUAAGAAAAAAAAGAGGGCAACUGCAUUAUAUUUUAAACCUGUCUAAGUGAAAUGA